GGUUGCCGGAAAGAUCGGCACGUGACGCUCCCACAGUGGGAUCAGUCGUUAGCGCUUUCGCGAUGACAUUUCCUAACAAAUUCGCGCUUUCGGAAACAAACUUGUUUUUAGUUUUUGUAUUGGUGACAGCUAAUUGUGGGUGUUUUUUUGGCGUUUUCGGGCGGCACGUUCGGAACAUUGAAUCCAAUGGAAUAUCGGUUCUCAACGGAGCGGAUUUUAAUCAGGAUGCUUUGCCCCGAUUCACCGAGCCAAUUCCCAAUGUAACAGUGACCGUAGGCAGAGACGCUUUGCUGGCCUGCGUCGUGGAUAACCUAAGGGGGUUUAAGGUUGCUUGGGUUAGAGUGGAUACCCAAACUAUCCUGUCCAUCCACCAUAACGUUAUAACUCAAAAUCCACGGAUAUCACUUUCAUAUAAUGAUCACCGAUCAUGGUAUCUACACAUAAAAAACGUUCAAGAGGUUGAUAGGGGCUGGUACAUGUGUCAAGUAAACACUGACCCUAUGAGAUCUAGAAAAGGAUACCUACAAGUUGUCGUGCCCCCGAGCAUCAUAGACCGAGAAACAAGUUCCGACAUGGUCGUUUUGGAGUCGACAAAUGUCAGCUUGACUUGUAAAGCUACAGGAUAUCCUGAGCCGUAUGUGAUGUGGAGAAGAGAAGACGGCGAGGACAUACGCUACAAUGGAGAAAAUGUGAAUGUGGUAGAUGGCGAAAUUCUGUUCAUAAUGAAAGUGAGCCGACUGCACAUGGGGGUGUAUCUAUGCAUUGCCUCAAACGGAGUUCCCCCCUCGAUUAGCAAGAGGGUCCAGUUGAAAGUACAAUUUCCUCCGAUGUUGUCCAUUCCCAAUCAACUGGAGGGCGCUUACGUCGGCCAAGACGUCACUCUGGAGUGCCGCACGGAAGCGUUCCCAACUUCAAUCAAUUACUGGACCACCGAACGAGGGGACAUGAUUAUCUCAGGUAGCGAGAAAUAUGAGGCGGUUUCCACGGACAAUGGCUACAAGAAAUAUAUGAUGCUCAAAAUACGUAAGGUUAACAAGAAUGACUUCGGCUCUUACAAGUGUGUCGCAAAAAACUCGCUUGGAGAAACGGACGGAGUUAUUAAAUUAGAAGAAAUCCCCGCACCCACUACUGUUAAAAUUGUGACUCAUCAAGCAACAUCAUCUCAAAUAAAAAAAAGUACGUCAACGCGAAGAGAGGAUUCCAACUCCGAGAACAAGUUCGACGAAUCCAGGAUAGCAGAGUACGAUUACGAUGGUGAAUACACGUUACCAUCAAACGGACCGCCACCCAUUGAAAAGCCACCAGUAAAAGGAUCAGCGGCCUCAACACACAACACUCCUCGAUUAUUCUUGUAUGUAAACUCAUUCCUAUGCAUAUGUUCCUAUAUUUUUAAGUUAAUAGUAAGGUGAAUUUUAAUUUGCAAUUGGGUAGUUAUUCAAGGUUAUGAAUGUAAACAAUUUCUGAUUUUUCAGUUUUGCCCAAAUAUAAUGGAUUCUUGGCUGAUAAAAACAACAUCAACGAUUUAAAUGCCUAUUAAUAGGUACCUACCUUUGCAAUUGAAUAAAGUUCUUGACUGUAUUAUAGGGGUUUCUUAAUGUUAAAUAUACCCUGGUUUAACC
Messenger RNA from Ceutorhynchus assimilis (cabbage seed weevil), 1619 nucleotides. The record is from the annotation of a GenBank genome assembly. NCBI's taxonomy places the organism in Eukaryota, Metazoa, Arthropoda, Insecta, Coleoptera, Curculionidae.